Cyprinus carpio (common carp) is the source of this 2742-nucleotide messenger RNA. RefSeq names its product gastrula zinc finger protein XlCGF8.2DB-like. Lineage: Eukaryota; Metazoa; Chordata; Actinopteri; Cypriniformes; Cyprinidae. The record is from RefSeq and is a predicted model, not a curated record. The coding region runs from base 884 to 1891 and encodes 335 amino acids. The transcript is spliced from 4 exons.
AACUGCAAGUUUUCCCUGUGUCUGUGAAGCAGUGCUUAGAGUCCAAGACAGUAGACGUCAUCUUUAUUAUACUUCUCUGACUGGACGAGCAAGGAGCAGUUAGAGUCCAUGAGAAAGCGAGUUCAAGUACAUGUCUGCACUGACCAUGAUUGUAUUACGUAAUAUAAGGUUUUCUGCAACUGUUGUGGUGUUCGCUGUUAUUUUUAUGCACAGUGAUGACUAGGGAAAACCGUUUCUACUAAUUUACUUAAAAGUAUAGUUAACCCAGAAUUCUGUCAUCAUUUACAUUAUCUCAUCAAUGCCCUGUCUAUUUUUUUCUUUUCAUGAUACACACUUUAAAUUUCAGUCAUACUGGACACAGCCACUUAAUGUGCUAGAAUUAAAUGGGUAAAUAAUAAGUAAAUACUCUUUCAAACAACAUGUGCUUUAAUACAAUAUAAUUUAAUUCAGUUUGGUGCAUUGAGUUAGACCUUUAGUAACAGAUGCGUGUGCAUUAUUUUCUGUUUACAGGUGCAGAAAUGAAAGCUCCCAAGCAAAGAACUCACUGGACUAAGAUGUGGAAAGACAUGCUGCAGAAUAACCAACUAUGAAUAGCAACAAGAGCAGCUUUCACUGAUUACCUCUAAAAAUGUGUCAUAGUAACAGUUAGGAGCCUCAUUCAAGUAAAUGCAUGCAUGGGUAAUUUGAAAAGAUGUCGGCAGCAACAAAAAAGUCACGUGACUGAAACCCAUGAAUAGUUUGGCGCUUUUCUGACGAUCUGCCAUUGACCCCGCCUCGCGGCGGUGACAUCAUCUCUAGCGCGCGUCCACUCAGUCAGCGUCGAGUCUUCUGAGGAGAGACAGAAAUUCAUGUUCAGUGAAGCUCCUCCCACAAACCCUGCAGAAUGAAACACACUGCAGAUACUGAAGAACACACAGAGGUGAUUGAAGAAAACAAAGAGAAUGAAGAAUUGAGAGAAGUUGAGGAGAAAAAUCAUAUUAAAACUGGAGAAAAACAUUUGAGUUGCUCUCAAACCAAACAGAAAAAUUUAAUGAUCAGAGGAGUCAAGAAAUCUUUCACCUGCACUCAGUGCGGAAAGGGUUUCUCAUUCAAACAUCAUCUUGUGCUUCACAUGAGAGUUCACACUGGAGAGAAACCGUUCACAUGUGAUCAGUGCGGGAAGAGUUUCACACAAUCAGCAAAUCUUAAAUUACACAUGAACAUUCACACUGGAGAGAAACCUUACAAGUGUUCACACUGUGACAAGAGAUUCAGUAGGUCAGGAGAUCUGAAAACACACGAGAGCAUCCACACUGGAGAGAAACCGCACACAUGUGACCAGUGCCGGAAGAGUUUCUCACGAAAAGGACACCUUACAGAGCAUAUAAGAGUUCACACUGGAGAGAAACCAUUCACUUGUGAUCAGUGCGGGAAGAGUUUUACACACUCAGCAUACCUUAAUGAACAUAUGAACAUCCACACUAGAGAGAAACUGCAUGCAUGUGAUCAAUGCAGCAAAACAUUUUUGAGAGCUUCAGACCUGAAUAAACACCUGAGAGUUCAUACAAAGGAGAAACCACAUUCAUGUCAUUUGUGUGGAAAGUGUUUUCCACUUCUACAACAUUUGAAAGGACAUCAGAAAAUACAUACUGGUGUGAGAGAGUACAUGUGCUUUGCGUGUGAAAAGACUUUCAUUUCAGCGAGCAGUUUAAAACGACACCAGAGGAUACACUCUGGAGAAAAACCUUAUAAGUGUUCAGACUGUGACAAGAGAUUCAGUGAUUCAUCAUCUCUGAAAAGACACGAGAGGAUUCACACUGGAGAGAAACCGUAUCACUGCACUAAAUGUGAGAAGCGUUUCAAUCAAUCAUCAUCUCUGCACAGGCAUACAAAAAUCUAUCACAAUAAGUAGAUCAUCUUCAGAUAUGAUGCUGUGAUUCUUCUUCAGAUCAUCUGUGUAAGAAGAUCUGGUGAGUUUUUCAGCUUCACACAAUCCACAUUCUGUCCAGAGGAGAACUGACCCCCGACUGAACCCGCUCUCUCACAUGUGUUUUUCUCUCUCUCCAUUCUGUCACAGAUGGAAGUUGGUUCCUUGCCUCUUUGUCUUCAGUUUGGGACACUUAAUUUCUGGCAGAAUUGUAGACUUGAUUGCACAGACACUAUUUGAACUGAACUGAGCUGGAUAUAGACAUCACUGAAUCAAUGAUGAACUGACUUUAACUGAAAAACUGACUGUUCUCUAGUGUCCUCUUGUAUUAUCAGCACACAUUUUUUUCCUGUUUAACUCUGUAAAGCUGCUGACACAAUCUGUAUUGUAUAAAGCAUUAUAGAAAUUAAGGUGAUUUGAUUUGACAAUCUGAUGAUUAAAAUUGAUCUGUAACAAUCUGCAAUCAUGAGAGCUCAGUAAAUGCUUUUGCUUUAAAUUAUUUUGCCGGGGGGUGAAGAAAUCGCAGCAUGUAUGUGACAGGUUGUAGUACUUAAAAUGUAAAACUUUGCUUUAUGGACCAAUCAGGAAAUCAGAAGUCUAGUAUGUUCACUAUGGAGGUAGAGAGUAAAUGCUGAAGGACGACAGAAAACCAGUAAGUAUAUAGAAUAUUUAUGAUUUUUUUUUUUGCCUUUCCUCUUCUUAAAAGUAAACACUCACGAUAUAAUAUAAUCAAAUAAAUAAUUAAAAGUAAAUUACAUCAAUCCAAUGUAAAGAAAUAAAACACAAAUCACUCUGAUCAAAUCACUGUCAGCUUCACUUGUCAGUUAUGUACAUAU